Messenger RNA from Coprinopsis cinerea okayama7#130, 7935 nucleotides. RefSeq lists its product as hypothetical. Lineage: Eukaryota; Fungi; Basidiomycota; Agaricomycetes; Agaricales; Psathyrellaceae. The transcript is spliced from 9 exons. The record is from RefSeq and is a predicted model, not a curated record. The coding region runs from base 1 to 7935 and encodes 2644 amino acids. Gene Ontology annotation, cellular component: nucleus; Z disc. Gene Ontology annotation, molecular function: transcription coregulator activity.
AUGUUGCAAACUGCUUCAGUUACUGAGGACACCAACUUGAAGACGUCGGCAUCCUCUGUCGAGACGGCGCUGUUUCCGCUCACGCUAUGCGACAACUUGUCUCAAGAGAGCUUGACGAAGGCUUGGUUGGUGGAGGGCAUCCUUGACGUUGAGAAAAUACGGGAUGCGUUGGAUACGGUGGUUAAGAAGUGGCCUUUGGUGGGCGGCAGAGUGGAAGUUACGGGUCGGAAGCUGAAGAGAUACCAAAUCAACAUACCCCUUGGCCCCCUUCCUCCAGACUACCAAGCGUAUAUCCUAACCACCUCGACAUCCCCACUCCCCCUUUCGCAUUACAUCCAGCUCCCACUUGCGCCGUUCACAAAGUACCCACCGCUUGAUAUCUUCAUGCCGUUCAAGGAGCGUGUUGGCAUGACCGGGUUGGACGCCUACGCUGCCACCUUGGCGCCGUUCACCCAUUGGCAUUUGACGUAUUUCAAAGGCGCUGAAGGGGAGUAUACGUGUCUAGGUGUGAACUACUCCCAUGGUGUUUUCGAUGGGCAGGGUUUUGCUCUGGUCAUGCACGCCGUUACAGCCGAGUUGAAUGGUAGAGAAUGGGACGUCCCGCCUUUCCCUUCGCCAGGUCUCAACACCAACGAGUUUGGGGUGGUCAUGCAGCGGGAGUACGAGAAGGCCUUGAUGGAGAACGAGUUGGUUAGGAAUCCGUAUGUGAAUUGGAGGGUGGUGGGUAUCGGCGGGUUGGUGAAAUAUUUGUUUGGGAAUUGGUGGCAUAAUUGGAAGUAUGGAGUUGGGGAUUAUAAUAUUGUUAUCCCGAAAAAGGUGCAUGUUGGGCUGGUGGAGGAGGCGAGGAAGGCAUUGGAGGAUGAAGGGAUUACGGAUGUGAGGCCUACGAGUGGGGAUGUGAUUACUUCAUGGUUGAUGCAGACCACCUACGCAGAUGAAAGGCGCGCCAACCGAAUGAUCGCUCUCCAAAAUGUCGGUUCUCUCCGCGGAGAAUGGGACAACCAAUUCGCUCUCUACCCGCACAACUGCGUAACGACCCUCCGGUGCACGCCCAUCUCAGUGCACGACCUCCUUAGCCUCCCAUUACACCACCUGGCACACCGUGUCGCCAAAGCGCGGUUCUCAGGUAGCCGUAUUGCGGACUGUGUGGGCGUCUACCACCUCCUCAAACAAGCCGACAAGCAGAACGGGUACAUCGCACCUGUACAUGCCGACGCAGAUGAGAGCUUCAUCAUGUCGAAUGUUUCUGUCGCGAGGAUUUCGGAUUUAGAUUUUCGAGGUGCUGGAGGAGGAAGGACAGUUUGUCACUAUAGGUUCUUCCCAACUCCAUCGUUUAGGGUGAACAAUUUGUGGGGGAAUAAUGGGAGGCUGGAGAACGGGGAUUUGGUGAUUAAUGCGAUUGUGGAUGAUGGGAGGGCGAGGCUUUUGAAGGAGGAGGACAACAUGCAUACGAGACCCGAAACCCCUGUUGUUCGAAUUGUUGCCAAACCGGGAGAGGUUAGCGGAAAAGGCAAGCCGAUAGAGCUAAAGGAAACAGGGAUGGCGCACAACGCGUACUAUCAACAGCAACAGCAGGCUGCUCCACCACCAACACAACAGCCGCCCCAGCAGACGCAGUACCAGUACUACCAGCAACCACAGAAUAUCUACCAACAACUAGGAAAGCCUCAGCCGCAGCCGCAUCUGCAGAGACUCGCGACGUACUCGGCUCAACAGCAACAACCUAGCAAUUACCAGCAAUACCCUCCUCCAACUCCCCAGUAUGGGCAGAGUCAGUUUCAGACUCAGCCUCCGCAAUCGAGUGGGUUUGUGACUGCUCCGCCGCAGGCAGCGUACGGGCACCCCCAUGCGUAUCCCGUGCCGUCGCCUCAACCUCCGCCGCUCCCCGUCCAACACCAACUCCCGGCUCAAACACAUCCUCCGCCUCAACCGCCGGCCAGUUCAUUCCCAUCCCGGCCGACGAGUAGCUUCAUCCCCACCUCGUCGUUUCCACUAGGCACUCCGGGGUCUCUAGGGUCUUCCCCGCAACAGGCUGCACCUCCACCCCCGCCUCAACAGACAGGCGUGCCGCUGUCCGGGUCGAGACCUCCGAUCUCUCCGUCCGCUCUCCUUGCUCAGCAGGCUCGUAUUCGAGAGUUGCAGCAACAGCAGCAACAAGCGCAGGCUCAAGCUAUCCCCAGGCAGCCAUCCGCACCUCCACCAGCACCGUCUGCUUCUUUCGCUGCGGCCCAGGCGGUCUUCUCAGGUGGGGCCAGUAAUACCAAUGUGCAGCCCCCUCCGACACCCCAGACUCCUGGCAGACGGCCACUGCCCCAACCCGCUGGUAAUGCCGGUACGACGACACCACUCGUCCCGCCUAGUGUAGGGUUGUCGAGAUCGACAUCGACGGGAAGGCCAAUGUCGAUGCCACCCCAAAUUCAGACCUCGUUGUCAACAGGUGCUUCGCCUGUUGGAACGCAGCAACAGCAGCCUCUAUCCGCUGCCACGCCCUCGUCGACCAAGAGUCGACCGCUGCCUGGGACUCCAGGCGAUUCGAGUAAACGGACGACGGUGGAUCUUGGCAAGAUUUCUGGCUUGCCAGUGACCAACUCGACUUUCCCAUCGUAUGCGCAAUCUGAUAGCCAGCGAUCGCGGCCUCCCAGUCCCACCAAGACGCAAACCGGUGAUUCUGCACCACAGCUGCCUCCACUAUCCAUGUCGUCUUCCAAUUCGAACAUGGGAAGUUUGAGUCGCACGACGAGCAUGGCUACUGGCAAUGAGUCCACCCCGAAACGGCGAGCCAGUCCACCGCGAUUCUCUUCUACCUCCAGCAGUCCGACGAAGGAGGAAUCGCAUCAGAGGUGGCACUCUAACAAUUCCAACCCUCAGGGGUAUUCGUCUCAACAGCCCUCGUCAGAUCCUCAGAAACAGUCCUCAGGAUCGGUCAUGAACCAAUCUCACGUCGCGUCUUCCGCUUCAUCAACAUCCUCAGCAUCGUCCGCACCUCCCAAAAAGUUUACUCCGAUUUGGAAGCGCACCAUCCCAGACUAUCCCGCUCCUGUAUUCGGCUACGCAGCAGGGAUGGUCGCGGACCCCUUCUCCAAGCCCGUCUCCAACAACACCCCCAAAGCCAGUAACAGUUCGCCCAACACAAAUGUUACGCCCACUGGGAAGGGCAAGAAUAUCGAAGCGACGACUCCGACUGGGAAGAUCAAGAUUCGGGGGAUUGUUGGUGGGGAUGGGAGUAGCAGCAAGGAUAAAGACGGGUCGCCGUCCAUGUUGGCAUAUUUGAAUCCUACACCUCCCAAGGGGUCGCACGGUGGUACGCCUCCUGGUUACCAUGGGCAUGGACAAUCCGGAUUGUCGAAUGUUUAUACCCAAGGGCAGGGGCAGGGACAUAGCAGGCACCAAUCUCAUCCGGGUUAUCAACAACAACAGCAGCAAGGGUAUCGACAGCGGUAUGAGGAAAGCACGGAGGAUGAUGAUGAAGAGGAGGAAGACGACGAUGAUGACGAAGACGAUGAAGAGGAUAGUGAAGUCGCGUAUCAGUAUGAAGGAUCGGAAUAUAGCAGCGAAGAACCCCAUCAACGGCCUCCCCCGCCGAAAUCCAAGUCGAAGAUGACGGUCAAGUCAGUUCCUUUGAAGGGUUCGAGUGGUUCAAAAGCCAAGGCACACGCACAGGCGCAGAUAGAAAGGGAGAGAGAGCGAGGGCUGGAGAAGGCCAAGGCGGCAGCUAGACAGCAGGCUGUUUCACAUAACUAUCCUGAGCAACAACAGCAGCCUCGGAGGAAGAAAGUGAGGAGCUUGAGGGAUUUGGUUCAGUCGGAAGAGGAUCAGGAGGAGGAUGACGAAGAAGAAGACGACGAAGAAGACGAGGAGGAGGACGACGAAGAAGAGGAAGAGAGGUACAGACGAAGCAAACAGCGCAAACCCGCUAGACGGCAGUAUGAAGAGUACUACGACGACACACCGACCAAAUCGCGAACCUCGCAGCACGCGAAAUCUGGGUCGUCGACCUCUGCAUCCACUAUGAAACAGGGGCGAAUGAAACUGACCAAAGCCAAGCCUAUGAAACUCAAGGGUGAUGGUGGAGAAGACGACUACGAUUACAGUCCUAGUUCGCGACCGAGUUCCAAGAUGGCAAUGCAUAGAUCAAGAGGGUCGGAGUCCGAUGGGUUUGUGGUGGUUGAUAACGGGUCGCCUAUGAAGAAGGGAGGAAAGGGGAAGGGACAUGCGAGGCAUAGAUCUGAGUUGGAUGAUUGGGAGAAGUUAGAAUGGGAGCAACAACAGCAAAGACAGCGGCGAGCGCGGUCGCAGAGUCGACAUCGAUACGCCGAGCAAGAGGAAGAAGAGGAGGAGGAGGAGGAAGCAUCGGAAGAGGUGUACGAGGAGCCUAGGAAGGUGCGGAGGAGUAGGAGUGUGCAUCGGCGGGAGGCUGAGAGUCAUGGUUAUGAGGAGGAAGAGCAAGAGAGUAUGGGACGGAAAGGGAGGGGUCGGAGUGUUGCUGCGCAUGAACGCCAGAGGUCGCAGCGGUAUGACGAAGAGGAGUAUGCGCAGUAUAACCAACAGCAACAGCAGAGGAGGGCGCAAUCGCAGCAUCGAAGGGCGCAGUCUGAAUAUCAACAUCGGCAGCAGGAGCCAUCUGAAGAGGAAGAUGAUGUGUAUUAUCAAAGGCCGAGUCGAGGAUCACCUGUCAAGUUUAGCAGUGGAGGGUCGGGGUCUUGGUCGCCUACCAAACAAUCGUACCCCGCUGGAUCGCCGACGAAGACCAUGAGAAUGGCGGAGAUGUGGGAGGCGGAGAGUCAUCGUAGUGGGAGUGGAGGAGGAAACUUCAGCAGCAACAACGCGAACAACUACCCCUCCUCGUCCUUCCCCUCGUCCCCGACAAAAGACAAAGGUGGGUUCGGUGAUAUGGGGUUUGGUCCUCCUCCUCAUCCUCAUUAUCAGCCGUCCCAGACUCCUUCGUCAAUGCGUCCCACUACGAAUACUAUGCAGCCGAGCAACAACAACAACAGCAGGGAUGGUCACCCAGGAAAUUUCGGGGCCAGCGGCAGCACCAGCAAUCUUCGUCACCAAAGAAGUCAAAGCUUCGAUCCAAAUCGAGGCCCAAGUCGGGGUAUGAUGAGUACUGGGAGUGAGGAUGUGCAGCAGGGGAGGGGGAGGAUGCAGAGUGGAGAGAUGCAAGGUGGUGGUGGUGGUGGUCUAGGGCAGAGGAGGGGAUUCCAUACCCGUGUCCGGGACGCGAGUAUGGACAGUAGCAGUAGUCGGCGCACGGCGGGGUCGGGGAUGUCGUCCUCGUCGAGUGUUUUGAGCCGGAGCGAGUUCCCUCCUCCGCCCACGCAUCCUUCGAGUCCACGGCCUUAUCUUCGACUGGGGAUCAAGGACCGGGAGAGGCGGAGUUUGUAUGGCGGGAGCGAGUGGGAUGGGGCGUCGAUGUAUGCUGGAAGUCAGGGGAGUAAUGUUGGGAGUGAGUCUGAAGGGGAUGGAGAAGGGUAUUUUGCACGUCAGCAGGAUCGGCACAGGAGGGAGGAGGAGGAGGUGGAUUUGGAUUUGGAUAAGACGCCGAAGAGGGGGUUGCCGAAGCCACCGUCGAUUGCGCCUAGUACGAGCACGAGCCCGAGGAAGUUGGUGAAGAAGAGUAGACCGGUAUCUGUUCCGCCGGGUUCGAUGUCUGGGCCGGCUUCGCCUGUCAAGGGCCAGGGGUACGGACAUGGGGCGUAUAGCGAGGCGGAGUUUUCGUCGCAUGAUGUGCAGAGUGCCGUGGGAGGUGGAGGAUCGCCGAAGAAAGGAGGAGUGAGGGCGUUGGCGUCGAGGUUUAACGUGUUUGGUGGACAGCAGCAGCAACAGCAACCUGUUCAGCAACCUCAGUCUAGACAAGGAAGUCCGAGAAAGCUUCCUCCCACACCUGCAGGAGGACAGCACGGUCCUUGGCCAGGGCCAGCGCCAACACCAACGAGCGAGUUUAGGAAUGGUCAUCCUGGUGGCGGUUAUGCGUCAGCGCCCUCGCCAGCUCCUUCGUCCACAUCGUCAGCUUCAACGUCGUCUGUCAAGCCACCGUUGCCGCCUCGACCUAAUCCUAGCCCGGCGCUCAGCCGGUUUGCUAGGAAUGGUGCCAGCCACCCAAGCGGAAAUCCGAAUGUCGGAGAACCUCAACGUCGGCAACUACCCCAGCAACCUCAACAACAACACCAGCAGCAACAACACCACCAAUCCCAACAGCCACCUUCUCAACUUCAAGGUCAGCCGACUGGAGGAGGGAUGGUGCGUGGUGAGGUUGCACGAAAUCGGGUACCGAUAAAGGGUGGUUAUGAUGCGUUGGAUGAGCCCCCUCCAAGGUCGUUGAGGACCCCUUCGCCUGCUCCUUCCAGUGUUGGUGGCUAUCAGCAGCAGCACCAACAGCAAUACCACCAGAAUCAGCAAGGCCAACAGCAGCAGUACGGGCAGCAUAGGAGGGGACAAUCGAUGUAUGCAGAGCCUCAACAGCAACAACAGCAACCCCAGGAGCAGAGGAGACCUCAAAGUCAAAUCUACGGCAACAGCAAAUACGCUGGGUCUUCUGGCUCUUUCUCGCCUGCCUCGACAGAGUUCUCGGUCUCGCAGCCUCAAUACCAACAUCAGCACCAGCCUCAACAGGAACAGAGAAGACCUCAAAGCCAGGCAUACGAUAGCCGAUACGCCGGGUCUUCUGGUUCGUUCUCCCCUACUUCCACUGAGCUGUCUUCCAUCUCGCUUCCUGCGCCUGUUCAAGAUCCUACUUCGAGGCCGCAGCAUACACCUCUUCCCGAGUUCCGGAAGAGGCAGGAUAUUCAGUGUCCUGCACCUGUUGGUGGGAGGGAGAAGAUGGCGAAUUUGCAGAAGAUGGAGGAGGAGGAGAAGGAGUUAAGAAGGCAGCAGGAACAGCAGCAGCAGCAGGGCAAUGAGAAUGGGAAUGGAGGCGGUGGGCCGCCGUCGAUUCCGCAGAUCAACUUUGAUUUUGUGGAUUCUGGGUCCCAGCAGCAGAACCAGAACCAGAACUCGUCAUCAGCGUCGACGGCUUCGCCGAACGUGUCCGGCAUCCAGAUAGAUGUGGAUGAUGGGUCGUCGUCGAACAAUAAUCAGCAGCGCUCAAAUGUUCCGACGAUUUCGUUCGAUAGUUUCGAUACUGGUGUUCCCACUAUCAACGAGCCGCACCAGCAGCAGCAGCAACAGAAUGUUCCAAAAGUCAACGUCUUCGAGAUUCCGGGCGUCAGUAUAUCUGGUCCUCAAUUCGACGAUGAUCCCAACGCUGCGAACAAUCGACCACCGCCUCAGGCGAACCCCUCGAGGGCUGGGCGGAAACCGCCUGGAGGGUUGAUUUGUGCUGGAUGUGAAGGUGCUAUCGUUGGCCGAAUCGUUGCUGCUAUGAACCUCCGCUGGCAUCCACAGUGUUUCCGGUGCAGCGUAUGCCAGACGUUGUUAGAACACGUCAGCUCGUACGAGCACGAUGGAAGACCGUAUUGUCAUUUGGAUUAUCACGAGAACUUCGCACCGAAGUGCUACUCGUGCAAGACCUCGAUUAUUGAGGAACAGUUUAUCAGUCUCGAUGAUCCUGCGUUGGGCAAGAGAACGUAUCACAUGGAGCAUUUCUUCUGUGCCGAAUGUGGAGAUCCGUUCAUGACGCCUUCGAUGUCGAGGUCGGCUAAUGGAGGAGAAUUGGCCCUCAGUGGUGAUGGCGACUUCGAAGGUUUUACCGUUUACAAAGGCCAUCCCUAUUGCGAACCAUGUCACGUCAGGCUGCGGUUGCCUAAAUGCAAGAAAUGUAAAAAGUCGAUCAGGGAUCAUGAUCGUGCCGUUGAAGCCCUGGGAGGCAAGUGGUGCUGGGCCUGUUUUGUUUGCGAGGGCUGCAAGAAACCGUUCGAAGAUCCUUCGUUCUUCCAGAGGGAUAACCAUCCUUAUUGUGAACAGUGCUUUACGAUUAUUCUUCGCAAUGAAAUUUGA